Molecule: messenger RNA, 2679 nt
Organism: Dinoponera quadriceps
Lineage: Eukaryota; Metazoa; Arthropoda; Insecta; Hymenoptera; Formicidae
Gene: Teh1
Product: protein tipE
Exons: 4
Biological process (GO): regulation of sodium ion transport
Molecular function (GO): sodium channel regulator activity
Source: RefSeq, a predicted model, not a curated record
GGCGGCGGCGGCGGCGGCAACGACUUCCACGNCGGCGGCAACGACUUCCACGAGCGAGAGCUACGUCGUCGCAAGCUGUUGGAGCUCGGGCUCGGCGCAGCGCGGCGCCGACCGCCACGGCGUACCUGCCGUCAGCGGCUUAAUUUCUACGCCACGUCAGCGCUGGCCUUCGUCGCGACUUCCGGCGGCGCGGCGCUCCUCUUCCUGAUGCCGCUCUACGUCGACCCGGCCAUCAGCACCCUGGCGGCGGACUUCUCGCCGGAUCCGGUCAUUUGCACCACCAGCCGGCGCGAGGAGCUCACCGGCCUUUUGAACUGCACAUGGAGCUCGUGCCGCGAGGGAUGCACCAGUGACGUGUACAGGUGCACCCACAUAUACGUCACGUACACGCCGUGGAGCAAGGGCAGGAACACGAGGAACGAGACUGCCACCGGCAAGAAUGCCACUGCGAACGCCGCCACGGCCGCUCCGGGCGCUGUCACUACCGUGUCCUCCCCGGGGGACGUCGAGGCGGCGCUCCUAGUGAACAUCAAGGGCUGCGGAUAUCCGCCGACGGUCAAUUGUGAGAACUUCACCCGCGAGAUGGGUUACGAGGGCGCGAAGUUUCCCUGCUAUUACAGCCGGGUGAACGGUAGCAUAGUGAUGGCGAACUAUAAUCGCGAGGCACAGGUCGCAAUCAUCAUGCACUUAUUCGCGGCUCCUUUCGUAGUGACUCUCGCGACCAGCGUCGCGCUGUGUGUGAUGCACUGUGACUGCAGGUGCACGCCGCCACCGCGACAUCCGCCACGUGGCAUGAGAAGAUCCAGGGGCAACAAUCUCAGCUGCUGCAUGAGUAUAAAAAAUCGAUAACGGGUUAGAAGCGUGCCAGAAGUCGUCCGAUUUAGAAGGUGUAUUUGAUGCAGCAAAUAAACUUUCUAAACCAUACUUAAGAGACGAAGCGACUUAACAAAGAGAUGUGUUACUACCAGCGUACUUACACUGUCGUCGUGAAACAAUGCUAAACACUUUCGGCUGCGAAUACUGCCUUAGAAGAAGAGAGAGCGAAUCGCAGAAACGGAAAUCGGAUAUCGAUUCAUCAUACAUAAUCUCCGCUAAUUAGCUCCAAAAGGCGCACCACGUCUCAUUAACGAAACGAGUGCGCGUCGCCGAAAGCCGUGACUGCGGCCUCCGUGCAACGCAAUGUGAACACGUAAAAAGAGAUCUCUCUCUAGUUAUCGAUCGGACGCCGUAAGUAAUUCCGUGCACUCGGAAUAAUCGACAGACAGCUCGCACGGACGUUGAUGCGACGUUGCGUGAACACGCAUAGCAGAGCAGCCACGCGUCACUCGCGUAAUCCACACCGUCUCUCUCACUCUUCUUUCUUUCUCUUCAUUUCUCCUCUCUCGAUCGCGACUCGUUGAGCGAAACAGUGACAAAAGUCGUACUCUUUCAUCAAACUCUCGGCAAACAUUGUCUUUUCGUUAAAGUAUCCGGAAGAAAAACCAGCCAAUGUACAUAUCGCGCAACAUAUUGUAGCUGCCUCUACGGUUCCGAGGAAGAGUGCUCCAAAUUUUAUGGUCGUGUGAAAGUUCCGUUGAAUGUAGUGCCGCCCGAGGCAUACGAGACUCGUCAUUACCGACUUAUGCCACUAUUCCGCGCAACCGUAAACGCAUGUCGCUCACACAUCAACGUUGCACAUCAACGAGACGAAGUGUCGAAAUGCGGCGGAGCCGUACGUCGAGGAGUUACCGUAAAAUAAUGGCCGCGCGGCCAGAGAACAGAGAAAGAAUGAUGUGUGUCUGUACUUUCUUAUUUCUACACAUCUCUCACAUGCCCGAACCGUAAUACAUCGCAAUACGCGUCCAAGAGUCGUCGUAAACGGAUUUAUCGAGUAUUUCGCGCGUGGCGGCUUUACGACGGUAAAAUAUUAAACCACGUCCGGCCGACAGAUGGAACGAAGGGGCGAACGUGCCGAUCGGACUCCACAAGGUGUCCCGGCUGCUUCCGCAGACUUUUUUAAGUACCCCGAUGAUCCGAUGUAUCGCGCGCCUUCCUCGUCCCCUCCGGGCUGUUCUCAUUAUCUCUCUACUUUCCGACGCUUGUCAUUUCCACGAUGAUGGUGUUAGAAGACGGAGGAGCAGGAGUGGCGAGGGUGACAGUCGGCAAAUGGCAGCCUCAGCCUCUGUCAUACAUCAGACUUGGAUUAACCAGCGACCCCGCUUCUCCCUCUCUUUAUAUUUCUCUCUCACUUUCUCCGUCCCAUUUCUCCCUCGUUUCUCUCGUCUCUUCUUCUCCGCUUCUUUCCAUGAAGCAGUUCGCUGCGAAAAUGUGUCGCGUGUGCAUUUCCACCGACAGGAUGGUAUUUCCGCGGUCGGAACUUACCGUUUUUAUCUCCCUGGGCCACGAGCUGCCGCACAAAUCGUUGUAAUAUCCGUAAUAAUGUAAUCAUGUUUGCUGUCCGGACUAGUCCGGGGAUUAUCUCGGUAAUAGCAUGCUAUCCGAACGAAACUGUCGUAUCGGUUCUCGCGGGCUCGCGUUCGCCCGCUCUGAUAACGACGACCUUCCGCUGAAAUUGUCGCCGUCGACACUCGUUUCUAAGUAGUGCACAAGUAAGAAUAAGAUCUCGUUAUGAGAAAUUUAUAUAAAAGUUAUAUGAAGAUAGAGAAAAUAUACACACACACACACACACAUAUAUACAUA